Molecule: messenger RNA, 2283 nt
Organism: Annulohypoxylon truncatum
Lineage: Eukaryota; Fungi; Ascomycota; Sordariomycetes; Xylariales; Hypoxylaceae
Product: amidase
Exons: 3
Coding region: 589-2232 (547 amino acids)
Source: RefSeq, a predicted model, not a curated record
UAUCUAUUGGUUAAGACGUGGGCGUCACGUUGCUACUUUAUUUAACCUGUUAACUCCGCAUGAAGAAGCAUCAUAUUGCCUACCUAGCUAGGUACUCACCGAAUAAACCUGAGGUCUAUGUAAUCGGCUAAAAUUGUACAACCUUAUAGAAUUGAAUGCUAUCUAAAUAGUUGUUCAAAUUUGAGGCUUUGGACGAAGGAAAUUGGUGAAGAGGAAGUUCGUCAGAUAGGCAGUAUCCGAUCCCAAUAGGUAACGAUGAUAAGAGGCAUGACAAGGUAGUGGAGGGUUUCCUGGGACUGCUUGGUAUAGAUUAUCUGAUAAUCUAGCAUAUAGUGGACCCCAGUAAGAGCAGGGCUCAGCUAUAAAGCUGAUAAUAGGUUCGUUAUAUCCGUUGCUAAGCCCCCUCUCAUCUUCAAUCCUUCGGACAUCGACGCCGGUGUAUACCCCACACUUCUGAAAAGGAGGUCUCAUUUCUCAAGGUAACGCCGUAGGUCUCUGUGAGGGGCCAUGCCUAUUUUAACAUACAUUUACUUCAUGUUUCCUACAAGAUGUCUGUCUUGCACAUAUCAGAUACACUAGUGCUUGAAUAUGGGUGACAACAGCACUCCAGCAGCCAGGAAGUCCUGGCGAGAACUUCAAGCAGCCAAAUAUGCAGAGCGAGACUCAAGGAUCCCAGCAGAAUGGAAAUUGAAGAAAGAGGACUUUCCGCCGGAGGACACAAUUGACCUUCGCCCCUUUGUCAAUUCAUGCGGCAUCUUGUCUCCAACCGAGCUAGCGAUUACCAGCGAGGAGUAUGAUGCAACUUCGCUGGCCGCUGCCAUUGCCGAGGGCAAAUUCACGGCCUUGGAGGUUACCACAGCAUUUUGCAAGCGUGCUGCAGUAGGACAACAGCUAUGUAACAUGCUUACAGAGAUCAUGUUCGUUGAUGCACUGGAGAGGGCUAAGGAACUGGACGACAUUUUCAAGAGCACAGGGAAGGUUGUCGGACCGCUACAUGGAGUUCCGAUGACUUUCAAAGAGUGCUUUCACUUUAAGGGGUACGAUUCGACCAACGGAUACAUGUCUCGAGUCUUCCAACCAGCUAACCGUACGUCGCCGCUGCCGGAACUCCUACAAGCCGCAGGAGCAAUAGUCAUUUCAAAGACAAACGUGCCUCAGACUAUGCUAGUCGCAGAGAACGACAAUAAUGUGUUUGGACGCUCCAAAAACCCCGUGAAUUCUCGUCUGACUAGCGGCGGAAGUAGUGGAGGAGAGGGCUCAAGUCAAGCCUUCAGGUGCAGUGCUCUCGGUGUCGGCACCGAUGUUGGUGGAUCGGUGCGGAUACCUGCGGCUUGUAAUGGAGUCUAUGGUUAUAAGCCUAGCUUCGGGGUCAUUCCUAUGAUCGGUUACUCCUAUUCUGGCUGGUCAGGAUCCAACACGGGAAUCCCGGCUGUCACGGGUCCUCUAGGACAUUCGGUGCGCGACCUUGAUCUUUUCACUAGCGUAGUCAGAGCCGCAAAGCCCUGGUCCUUUGAUCCUGCGGUGAUACCGAAUAUCAUGGAGUUUGACGUCGCUCCGCGAAAGCCUGUCAUUGGCGUUAUCUACGAAUCUGGUCUGACACCCCACCCGCCAGUGCGCCGGGCCAUGCGAGAAGCUGUUUCCAAACUAGCAGCUGCCGGGUUCGAGAUAAGAGAUUUCAACCCGCCGGAUUUCAUCGGCAUCCGCGACGUCUCAGAGCAGCUGUUCACCCUCGAUGGGCUCUCGUACCCGAAACAAGAGUUCGCCAAGUCGGGCGAGCCCGUGGUCCCAAGCGUCAUGAAGAUCGGGUUCUGGGACAUACCUCCGAAAACUCAAGAGGAGGCGUGGAUGUGGAAUACGAAGAAAGGGCAGAUCCAGAAGGAGAUGUUGGACGAAUGGCAGCGAGUAGGCUGUGAUGUCGUCCUGGCGCCCGCUGGUCCCCACACGGCCGUACUGCCUGGAGAUUGGACUAGUGACAUCUACACGGUGGCUUGGAACGUGUGCGAUUACCCUGCCAUCAUAGUGCCUUUUACUCACGCUGACCCGGCUCUUGACCCAAAAGAUACCGAAUUCAAGCCCAAACACACAGCGGAUCAAAAGAAUCAAGAUAUGUAUGAUCCAGAGCUUUUUAAGGGAGCGCCGGUGGCGUUGCAGAUAGUUGGUCCAAGGCUGGGGGAUAAGCAGCUACUCAAAGAUGUUGAAAUGCUCGACGGUGUUUUGAACGGUAUUAUUUAGCGUUUGUCUAGUCGUUUACCUAGGUACCUACCUAGUAUUUAACAAUACCCA